AUUUCCAAAACCAAUACCCAAGAGCUUUUCAUCCUUUUUUCUUGUAAACCAUGGGUCGAUUUUCGGUUUUGAAUCUUCUAAACGAGGUUGUGGGUAUGUUAAACGAAUCCCGAAAACUCUUUGUCAUGAACAAGAAGUUGAUGUUCGCUGUCUUGGUGUUUUAUAUCUUGCUCAAUGGUUUACUUUACUUGUUCAACGUCCUUACCAUUGCACCCGAGAUAACAAACUUGACUCAAGAUUUAAAUUUGUUACCUACGAUGGAUCCUAGCAGCCCGGAAUACAUGGCCCAACUUAUGAAAGUCUUUGCAGAGUUUCGCCUAUUUGUCGUUUCUUCAGACAUCUUUAGCGCUGUCUCCUUCAUCAUCAAACUUCUAUCCGUUGUAGUCAUUGUCCACGCUUCGGCUCUUACAUAUAAACAUGAGAAUAUCAAGUUCAAAGAUUUUGUGGUUCUAAUCCUUAAAUCUUGGAAGGGACCUCUUGUGACCUCUUUCUACAUUUCUCUCUUCAGUCUUGGCUAUUGGUUGCUCUUUGUAAUAAUCCUUUUUCCUAUCCUUUUGUCAUCUUUAAGUAUUACUUCCUUGCUUUCCUUGGCAGCCAAGGUUUUCGUUUUGCUUGUUCUGUUCGCAUUGUUUGCGUCUUAUUUAGCUAUUGUCUGGUACCUAUCUUUGGUCAUAUCAAUACUGGAGGAAACCUAUGGGAUGCAAGCUUUGGGGGAAGCUGCAAAGAUUGUUAAAGGGAUGAAGCCAAAACUAUUCCUCUUGAAUAUUUUCUUCGGUUUAUUGAUCUUUGGUGUAGCUCAGAUCGUGAUUCCAGUGAGUAUAGUGGUCGAUAAAAGCCAGUCGUUUGCGGUUAACUUAGCCACCGGUUUUGUCCUAAUGGUGUCAACAUUUGUGGUGAUGUUUCAACUUAUGACUUACACCGUUGCAUAUUUCCAAUGUAAGAGCCCCCAUGGCCAAGACGUUGAGUCGCUGCGGGAUGUUGAGUAUACGACACUACCCACUACUUCGCUUGUGGGAGCAUUGCCUUGAAAUAUUUAAAAAGACGGGCAUAAAAUGGUAUAGUCACAUGGAUGGAUUGUUUGUUUUGUUUUGGGAUUUGAUAAACUACUGUUAUAAAUAAUCAAUUGUUUUGUUGACUAUCCAGCAAUUUUUUUAAAAUAGUAAUAACAGGCUCUAGCAGCAUAUUUGCGCUUCUUCCUUUAUACCAUUUAUGCUGCGGCCGCAUAUGACAUCCAUCAG
This is a messenger RNA of Eruca vesicaria subsp. sativa (arugula), 1238 nucleotides long. The record is from the annotation of a GenBank genome assembly. Lineage: Eukaryota; Viridiplantae; Streptophyta; Magnoliopsida; Brassicales; Brassicaceae.